AUGGGCAAGAUAAUCUUCUACGAGGGCAGGAACUUCGAGGGCCGCCACUAUGAGUGCAACAGCGACUGCUCGGACACACACACCCACUUCUCGCGCUGCAACUCCAUCCGGGUGGACAGCGGCUGCUGGGUGGCCUACGAGAAGCCCAACUACAGCGGGUACCAGUACAUGCUGACGCAGGGCAAGUACCCCAACCACCACCGCUGGGCCGGCUUCAACAACUGCAUCCGCUCCUGUCGCAUCAUCCCCUCUUACAGCGGAACGUACCGGCUGAAGAUCUUCGAGAGAUCGGACUUCGCCGGCAAGAUGAUGGACCUGCGUGACGACUGCCCCAACCUCAGCGACAGCUUCCAGAUGCGCAACAUCGCCUCGUGCAGCGUGGUGGAGGGCUACUGGAUCCUGCACGAGCACUCCCACUACCGCGGUCGCCAGUACAUCCUGCGGCCCGGUUCCUACAGCCACCACGGGGACUGGGGCAGCGUCACCGCCAGCGUGGGCUCUGUGCGUCGCGUCACAGAGCUCAAGCAAACCUAG
Molecule: messenger RNA, 534 nt
Organism: Engraulis encrasicolus (European anchovy)
Lineage: Eukaryota; Metazoa; Chordata; Actinopteri; Clupeiformes; Engraulidae
Product: gamma-crystallin M2-like
Exons: 3
Coding region: 1-534 (177 amino acids)
Biological process (GO): lens development in camera-type eye; visual perception
Molecular function (GO): structural constituent of eye lens
Source: RefSeq, a predicted model, not a curated record